AUUGAACCCAAUAGCCGCGCUGCCCCCUUCGCCAAGAAAGCUUAAUCCUUAUAUUCAUACAAAUUGGCGCAUCGCAUUGCAUCUGCGCUUGGCAAUUUCCAUCAUGAGACUCCUCGCUGUUGUGACGCUGCUCCUCUUGUCGAGUCUUGGCUAUGGCUUGACCUGCGAAAAUGCUGCCGAUCCUGACCACGAUAUCGGAAACUACUGCGCAUGUAGCGAUGGGACAUGUCACUUCCGCUCACCGAGAACGGGCUGCAACCCUCCUAGUGUCAGAGUUCCGUGCCCUUAGUCAACCAACUCAAACCUCUCUGUUGGGCAGCAGCCAGCUCGAGUCCUCGGCAUUUUACCGGAGUCACCGGACCAUUGGAUCGGAAACGGUCUUCUUAUAUAUGGUUCUUGGGCUAGCUGCUAGAAUGUCAAGGUAAACUAGAAUAUCAAGGCGGAAAAGAAUAAUAUAGAGGAAAAGGAUAAUAUAGAGGGAAAGGAUAGUAUAGAGGGGAAAAGGAAAAAAAAACAGCGAUGUAGACUUUGUCUUUGACAAUCUCAAGUGUCAGUUCUGAGACUAGCAACCGGUGUUAUUCUGUGUUAUUCUGUAUAUUCAUGUGCAAUAUACAUAUGCCUC
Messenger RNA from Xylona heveae TC161, 622 nucleotides. RefSeq lists its product as hypothetical. The record is from RefSeq and is a predicted model, not a curated record. Bases 104 to 289 code for a protein of 61 amino acids. The transcript is spliced from 2 exons. NCBI's taxonomy places the organism in Eukaryota, Fungi, Ascomycota, Xylonomycetes, Xylonales, Xylonaceae.